UCUCAGUCCAUCCCAAACUCUGCCCUCCUACUUAGUCUGCCUGCUUUACCAUUAAUCCCUGUAUCAUUCAGGAGUUAACGAGGGGAUGCUGCGCAGGUAUGCAACGAUAGCUACGAAGCCGCCUUCCCGGCUGCAAGCGCGGGGGAAGAAACCUCUAGGACUCGAUCGUUUCAUAGAAAGACAGAAAGUGAUAUCGUUGUGGCGAGACAUUGUUCGCAGUACCAACAACAUACCGGACGCAAGUACCAGGGCCGACAUGAGACAGUUCGCCAGAGUGGAAUUCGAGCAGCAUCGUCACGUCGAUGACCUGGGUCAUAUUCGUUAUUUGCUCUCAACCGGCAAAACACAGUACCAGACUAUGAAAGGCACGCUCAUCAACUCUGGGGUUCUGACUGAAUGAAAUGGAUGUUCAUUGGAGCCUGUACCUGACACUAUGAGUCUCACAAGAUCUGUCUGCA
Messenger RNA from Boeremia exigua, 458 nucleotides. RefSeq lists its product as uncharacterized. The coding region runs from base 86 to 400 and encodes 104 amino acids. The record is from RefSeq and is a predicted model, not a curated record. Gene Ontology annotation, cellular component: mitochondrion. The transcript has 5 exons. NCBI's taxonomy places the organism in Eukaryota, Fungi, Ascomycota, Dothideomycetes, Pleosporales, Didymellaceae.